AUGGCUCAAGACGGCGGCGCGGUCAGUGGCGACCCUGACGUCUCCGCCGCGUCGGAGACCCGCGCCACGUUCAGCGGCCAUUCAACGGCGCCGGACGAGAGCCCACGUAACGUGAGCCACCAGCGCAACACCGCCGGCGUUGGAAAGGCUCCAGGCGUCCGUCCCUAA
Messenger RNA from Miscanthus lutarioriparius, 168 nucleotides. NCBI's taxonomy places the organism in Eukaryota, Viridiplantae, Streptophyta, Magnoliopsida, Poales, Poaceae. The record is from the annotation of a GenBank genome assembly.